This is a messenger RNA of Oryzias melastigma (Indian medaka), 5201 nucleotides long. RefSeq names its product Rho GTPase activating protein 39 (gene arhgap39). Gene Ontology annotation, cellular component: cytoplasm; cytoskeleton. NCBI's taxonomy places the organism in Eukaryota, Metazoa, Chordata, Actinopteri, Beloniformes, Adrianichthyidae. Gene Ontology annotation, biological process: signal transduction. The record is from RefSeq and is a predicted model, not a curated record. Bases 121 to 3102 code for a protein of 993 amino acids. The transcript has 11 exons. Gene Ontology annotation, molecular function: GTPase activator activity; protein binding.
AGUGCGCUCGCGGCCGCGAAUUUGUCGCGUGUCUGGCAGAGACUGCGGCGGCAGCGGUUCGGUCCACAUGCUGGACGGUUCUAGACAGGUCCGGAGCGGACUAUAGAAGCCGCGCGGAACAUGGCUGAGAGGCUGGAGUGGGUGGAGAUCAUCGAGCCGCGCACACGGGAGCGCAUGUACGCCAACCUGCUGACGGGGGAGUGCGUGUGGGACCCCCCUCAGGGAGUGUGCAUCAAGCGGACCGGUGACAACCAGUGGUGGGAACUGUUUGACCCCAACACCUCCCGCUUCUACUACUACAACGCCUCCAGCCAGCGGACGGUGUGGCACCGCCCCCAGGGCUGCGACAUCAUCCCGCUGGCUAAGCUGCAGACUCUGAAGCAGCACACAGAUGCUGGCAACCCCCGCCCCCCUGGAGGGGGCAAGACGUCUGCUGACAACAGCCCAGGGCGGAACAGCCGGGAGGGAAGCACCUCCUCUUCUGUGGACCAAGAUGCCUCGGAGAAGCAGGCUAGCAGGGAGGAGGCAGACAGGACGUCUCCGUUUAGGUGGAACACUGGGACGAAGGAGCGCAUGCUGAUCAAAGUGACGGACAGAGAGCCCAGCUUUCUGGCUCAUCAGGGAAAUGGUUAUUCUCCCUGUGAGUCCCCAACCCCAGGUGUCCCAUUCGGAGGGGGCACCGCAUCUCGGACACGUCGAUCCUCAGGAGGGGUCCAGUCCUCAGAGCCUGACAGCUCUCCUGUCCUCUACGCCGACCGCCGCCAGUCGCCAUUUUUAAAGAGGGCGGAGCUGGCCUGCACGUCCGCUCACCGACACCCCUCAACCGACUCCCAGCCGCCUUCGCCCCGCUACGCCUUUGAGCCCCCACUGUACGAAGAGCCGCCCACAGAGUACCAGCCCCCGCCCAUCUACGAGGAGCCUCCCACGGACAUGCACCUUCCUGACUCUGGCUCAUUCUACGGCUCUGGAAAGUCGCCUGCACGCAAGUCCUCGGCCCCCUUGUACCAUUCCCCUAAGCAGAACCAGUCCCCUUACGGGCAGCUGGUUCUGACCCGGCAGAAGUGUCCCGAGAAGACUCAGAGUCUGGAGUACAGUCCUGUAGGGAAGGAGUAUGUCAAGCAGCUGGUAUAUGUGGAGCAGUCGUCCUCCAGCCCCCGCUUUAAAACCACGGACCGCCUGCUGCGAUACGGCACCACAGGAGGUUACGGCGCCUCCUACGGAGGGUCCUACACACUGCAGCACAGCCAGUCUCUAAUCCGAGACCCCCGCCUACUCCUAGACUACACUGGGGAGGGAGGAGAAGGGGGCCAGAGGCUGCUGUACGAGGAUUCUCUGUCCUGGACGUCAAACCAGACGCACUCUUUGUCUUCAGCUGGCACCUUCUCCCCCAGCAGCAACCGCAAACGCAAAAGCCGCAAGCCGUCCCUUCCCCAGGAGCUGGGCCGAUGCGGGGAGGGGGAGCUGGCGGGCACGGCCUCAGAGGCCAUGCUCACCCAGGCCCGGCUGGCCUGGGAGGCCCAGCAAGUGAUGAAGCAGAGGUGCAGCUGGGACUCGGGUCACGGAGACAGCGGGACCCAGGGUGGGGGCUCCAAGGAUGGCUAUGAGAGCGACGGGGCGGUGCCCCUGCCACUACCAGGCCCUGUGGUCAGGGCUUUCAGCGAGGAUGAGGCGCUGGCACAGAGCGAUGUCCACCACUGGAAACGCAGCACCUUUGACCGGCUGGGCUUCCCGCAGGCACUGCUGGAGAAGAGCCUCUCUGUCCAGACCAGCCUGGCUUCACCAGAGCCGUAUCUCCAUCCCUCACAGUCUGAGGAUCUUGGGGCAUGUGCCCAGUUUGAAGCCAGUCGCAACGCUAGGAACAUGAUGCCGAGCGCCAGCUGCGGCAUUUUCCCUGAGUUCAGUCUGAGGAAGCCCUCCUCCGAGACGGAUAUCGAGAACUGGGCGUCAAAGCACUUCAACAAACACACGCAGGGUCUGUUCAGAAGGAAGGUGUCCAUCGCCAACAUGCUGGCGUGGAGCAGUGAGCCCAUCAAGAAGCCCAUGAUCGUUACGUCGGACCGUACCGUGAAGAAAGAGGCGGUGGAGAUCUUCAAGCUCGUCCAGACCUUCAUGGGGGACCGCCGCUCCAAAGCUGACCCCCUCUCUGUGGCACUGGAGGUGGUAGUCCGGGGGUGGAGCAACCAGGGUCUGCGUGAUGAGCUCUACAUCCAGCUGUGCCGCCAGACCACAGAGAACUUCAGGUAUGACAGCCUGGAGCGCGGCUGGGAGCUGAUGGCCAUCUGCCUAGCCUUCUUUCCGCCAACACCGCGCUUCCACGCCUACCUGGAGGGCUACAUCUGCAGACACAUGGACCCGCUGAACGACACCAAAGGAGUGGCCAUCAGCGGCUAUGCCAAACACUGCUACAGGAAGCUGAUGAAAGCGGCUCUGACUGGAGCCAAGAAGGGUCUUCAGAAACCCAGUCUGGAGGAGAUCAGGCACGCCAGGAACGCCAUUUUCAACCCCUCCAUGUUUGGCUCCUCCCUGGAAGAGGUGAUGGCGCUGCAGAAGGAUCGGUACCCGGAUCGCCAGCUGCCAUGGGUGCAAACCCGCCUCUCUGAGGAGGUUCUGGGUCUGAAUGGGGACCAAACAGAGGGUAUCUUCAGGGUUCCAGGAGACAUAGACGAGGUCAACGCCCUUAAGCUGCAGGUGGACCAGUGGAAGAUCCCCACCGGACUUGAGGAUCCCCACAUCCCAGCAUCUCUGCUCAAGCUUUGGUACCGUGAGCUGGAGGAGCCGCUCAUCCCACACGAGUUCUACAACGAGUGCAUUCGCCACUAUGACAACCCAGAGGCGGCAGUCAACGUGGUGCUGGGUCUGCCUCACAUCAACAAACUGGUGCUCUGCUACCUCAUCCGCUUCCUGCAGGUGUUCGCCCAGUCCGCCAAUGUGGCCAUCACCAAGAUGGACGUGAACAACCUGGCCAUGGUCAUGGCCCCCAACUGCCUGCGCUGCCAGUCUGACGACCCCCGGGUGAUCUUUGAGAACACCCGCAAGGAGAUGUCUUUCAUCCGGGUGUUGAUCCAGCGGCUGGACACCAGUUUCAUGGACGGGAUCCUAUAGCCCGGAUCCAACGGACCCCUUCCUGGAGGGAUCGAAAACUGCCUCCACCUGUUUCCUGCCAGUUUAACUUCAACUGUUUUUGUCUUGUGUGGGUGUGGUCACCGUUAGUGUGGGCGUGGUCAUCAGCCGUGUGCCUUUAGGAACUGACGCAGCGCACGCGCUCAGUUGAUCAGCAGACCUCCUUUAUCUCGACGAUACGUUUUUUAAAGACAUUCUGCCAUGUGCACUCCCGCCGUGCACAGCGCCUCAUGUACAGCAUCAUGAUUGAAUGAACACAGCGCAUGUUUAGUCUCAGUCACGUGUGCACCCUGUGGACCCCGGAAUAUCCCACAGAGGAAUAUUCAUUGAUGUGCACAUCUGGGAUGGUGGGGGGCGAAGAAGAUGUGUGUGUUGUUGUUUGAGUAAACAAACCGUAAACAUGUACAGACAUGGGGGUGGGGGAUGAAAGCUGCCUUGGUCUCACUCUGACCCGUUUUAGUCCAAACCCACAGACUCCUCUUCUGCUGUUCCUUUUCACAAGUCAGCAUUUCAGAGCUGCUGUCUGAGCGAAUCAAGCACCAUGUUCGACGUGGCGGUGAAGAUGGAGGCAGGGCCUAGGUGGUCAGUGAUGUCACAAACAGGUUAAACAUUUGAGUUCCCUCACAUCUUCUUGUGAUCACAACCAGCAUCACGGUUGAAUCCAUCCCAACGUUCCUGACUGAACUCAAAAGUCCAGGAUCAGGCCUGCUGCGGUUCUGCUCGUCUUCGGUUCUCCAUCUGAUUCAGGCUCGGUCCAUUUCUCAUGUGAGAUUCUUAAGCUUUGUCCUUUCACCACCUGUUCUGCCACACACUUGUUUUGAAAAACCAAACAUUCUCAUGACUUACUGUCUGUUUCAACUCCUUCCUGCCCUUUCAGAUAAAUGAAACAUGACUCUGCUUCUCACCUUGGUGAUGGCCAAGAUAGACUCUGCCCCUGCAGGUGAUCGAGGAAACUGCAGAAAAAUUCAUUCAAAUGCAGAAGGUGAUUUCAAGGUGCUUUUUCUAAGGAAGCUGCUCACACCACCCAGAACCAACCCUGCUGUUGACCCGUCUCAGAUCAGGACUGCAAUGUCCUGCUGCAGCGUCAUUCCGGAUCCAGACAAACCAUGAUACUACCUCUGCCAUGCUUCAGAGUGAACGACUUCAGUCAUGAAAACACUGCUGGGAACCAGAUUUCCUUCAGAUCUGUGGAGUUAUGGUUCUGUUAGAAGCCUGAAUAAUAGUGAGCGUCCCCCACGUGCACAACUCCCACCUGAAUAUUCCACACAAAUGCCAGAAGAAAAUGUUUUUAUUGGAAUUUUUAAAACGGUAGAAAAAAAAAAAACGUUAUCUCAAACGCUAAACACAGUUUAGAAAAAUAAAGGUCCAGGAAGAACAGCUGUGAGUGACCAGGUUUUAUUGAAAGUUCAGGUGUGCUGAAGUCUUCAGAGGACUCUGUCACAUGUUCAGCAUUAAUGUUUUUGUUUCACAACAGAAGCAGAAAGUCUGAGCCAGAUUAAGGUUAAAAGCCUCCAGCAGGGGGCAGAAAACUGUUACGGUCUCCUGAACACACUAAGAUUUAAACUUCUUUUAAAUCUUCAGACUUUCACACUGCUGCCAGAAGAGGGAGCAGCAUGUUUGUGUGAACUCACUCCUCGCUCAGUUUCACUUCUGCUCCUCUGAAGGUCGGGUUCAGGUUUCCUCUGCAGAUCACCUGCUGGACCGUCUACACUGCAGGGCUCACACCUGUUCACUUCCUUCCUAUGUUCUCAUGUCUUCACGUCGCUGCAGAAGGAGGAGCCUCAGCGGCCGGACCGUUGUGAGUCUGAGUCUCAUGUCCGUGCACGCUCUCAUGUGUGCGCUAAUGUCUGUGUUCCCGUGUCAUCCGAAGGUUGUGGAGCAGACAGUGAAGCUGGCAGCUCCUUCACAGCUUCAAGCUAAACUAACAAAACCGUAAAGGAUUCCAAGUCCUGCCUAUGAUGGAAGCACGUUUCAGCUUUAGGUCAGUUUCAGCUCAUUUCUGGUUGUUUCUGUACUGGACCGUGCUGAGAGAACCAUCCUCAGGUGAGGAGAGACUGCUUUAAUAAAAGAUUCAAACAUCA